AUGGCUGCGACCGUCUACCGCCCCGCCACGGCCCCCAUCGCCGAUGCGCCUUGCGAAGGCCUUGUUUGCCUUGAGCUUGAGGAUGGCUCUGCCUACCAAGGCUACAGCUUUGGUGCGCCCAAGAGCAUUGCCGGCGAGCUUGUCUUCCAGACCGGCAUGGUCGGCUACCCUGAGUCCGUGACCGAUCCUUCGUACCGCGGUCAGAUUCUCGUCAUUACCUUCCCUCUUGUUGGAAACUAUGGCGUCCCCUCGCGGGAAACCGUCGAUGAUCUUCUCAAGGAUCUCCCCGCCCACUUCGAGUCCAACCAGAUUCACAUUGCCGGUCUCGUUACCGCGUCUUAUGCUGGUGAAGACUUCUCGCACUUCCUCGCCACCUCGUCCCUUGGAACAUGGCUCAAGGAGCAGGGCAUCCCUGCCAUGUACGGUGUCGAUACCCGCGCCCUCACCAAGCGCAUCCGCGAGAAGGGUAGCAUGCUUGGUCGCAUGCUUCUCCAGAAGGAAGACUUGGCUGUCAGCGCUCCUUCUCUCGGAGUCCCUGGCGACUGGAAGCCUCACUUCGAGACUAUCGAAUGGGUUAACCCCAACGAGAAGAACCUCGUUGCCGAAGUCUCGAUCAAGGAGCCCAAGCUCUACAAGCCCGAUGAGGCCACUGCCCUCAAGCACCCCUCGGGUCGCAACCUUCGUAUUCUCUGCCUCGAUGUCGGCAUGAAGUACAACCAGCUCAGGUGCUUCAUCAAGCGCGGUGUCGAAGUCCUCGUUUGCCCAUGGGACUACGAUUUCUCCAAGGAAGAAUAUGAUGGUCUGUUCAUCUCCAACGGUCCUGGUGACCCGAAGGUCAUGGACACCACUGUCGAGCACAUCUCUGCCGCCCUGCAGAAGAACAACACACCCAUCUUCGGUAUCUGCUUGGGUCACCAGCUGCUCGCUCGUGCUGCCGGUGCCAAAACGGUCAAGCUCAAGUUCGGUAACCGCGGUCACAACAUUCCUUGCACAAGCAUGGUCACUGGAAAGUGCCAUAUCACCUCGCAGAACCACGGUUAUGCGGUUGACGCUACCACUCUCCCCACCGGAUGGCAGGAGCUGUUCAUCAACGCCAAUGAUGGCAGCAACGAGGGUAUCAUGCACGUUGACCGCCCCCACUUCAGUGUCCAGUUCCACCCUGAGAGCACUCCCGGCCCCCGUGACACCGAGUUCCUCUUUGAUGUCUUCAUUCAGACUGUUGCCAAGUGCACCACCGACAACACUCUUCUCCAGAAGGGUGUCGAAUUCCCCGGUGGUACCACUGAGGAGAACGAGAGACUCCACCCCCGUGUCGAUGUCAAGAAGGUCCUCGUCUUGGGCAGUGGUGGUCUCAGCAUCGGUCAGGCUGGCGAAUUCGACUACUCGGGAUCUCAGGCCAUCAAGGCUUUGAAGGAGGAAGGCAUCUACACUGUCCUCAUCAACCCCAACAUUGCCACCAUUCAGACCUCCAAGGGCUUGGCCGACAAGGUCUACUUCUUGCCCGUAAACGCCGAGUUCGUCCGGAAAGUUAUCAAGUACGAACAGCCCGAUGCCAUCUACUGCACCUUUGGUGGCCAGACGGCCCUCUCGGUCGGUAUCCAGCUCAAGGAUGAGUUUGAGGCUCUUGGUGUCAAGGUUCUCGGUACCCCCAUUGAUACCAUCAUCACCACGGAGGACCGUGAGCUCUUUGCUCGCAGCAUGGAGUCCAUUGGUGAGAAGUGUGCCAAGUCCGCUUCGGCCAGCAGUGUUGAGGAGGCCCUCAACGCAGUCAAGGACAUUGGUUACCCGGUUAUCGUUCGUGCAGCCUACGCUCUUGGUGGUCUCGGCAGUGGCUUCGCCAACAACGAAGCUGAGCUCGUUGACCUGUGCAACAAGGCGCUGGCAGCCAGUCCCCAGGUCCUUGUCGAGCGCAGUAUGAAGGGCUGGAAGGAGAUCGAAUACGAGGUUGUUCGUGACGCCCAGGACAACUGUAUCACUGUGUGCAACAUGGAGAACUUCGAUCCUCUUGGUAUUCACACCGGCGAUUCCAUUGUCGUCGCGCCUUCCCAGACGCUUUCCGAUGAAGACUACAACAUGCUUCGCACUACUGCUGUCAACGUCAUCCGCCAUCUUGGAGUUGUCGGCGAGUGCAACAUCCAGUAUGCUCUGAACCCCUUCUCCAGGGAAUACUGCAUUAUCGAAGUCAAUGCCAGAUUGUCGCGUUCCUCGGCCUUGGCUUCCAAGGCCACCGGAUACCCCUUGGCUUUCAUUGCUGCCAAGUUGGGUCUCGGUAUUCCUCUGAAAGAGAUCAAGAACACCGUUACCAAGGUGACCUGCGCUUGCUUCGAGCCUUCUCUGGAUUAUGUUGUGGUCAAGAUGCCUCGUUGGGAUCUGAAGAAGUUCACCCGCGUCUCCACUCAGCUCGGCUCUUCCAUGAAGAGUGUCGGCGAGGUCAUGAGCAUCGGCAGGACAUUUGAAGAGGCCAUCCAGAAGGCCAUUCGUGCCAUCGAUUUUCACAACCUUGGCUUCAGCGAGUCCAAGACUGCGCUUAUGUCCGUCGACGACGAGCUCCAGACCCCCUCUGACCAGCGUCUAUUCGCCAUUGCCAACGCCAUGCACGCGGGCUAUACUGUCAACCGAAUCUGGGAAUUGACCAAGAUCGACAAGUGGUUCUUGUCCAAGCUCAAGGGCCUGAGCAAUUUCGCCAAGGACAUGACCAAACUCACGGCUAACGAUGUUGUUGGUCGUCCUGAUCUUCUCCUUCGCGCGAAGCAGCUUGGCUUCUGCGACCGUCAGCUUGCCAACUUCUGGGAUUCCAACGAGUUAGCUAUUCGUCGCAUGCGUCUUGAGGCAGGCAUUACUCCUUUCGUCAAGCAGAUCGACACCGUCGCCGCUGAAUUCCCUGCCUUCACCAACUACCUGUAUCUGACCUACAACGCCAGCGAGCACGAUGUUCCGUUCGAAGACCGUGGUGUCAUGGUUCUUGGUUCGGGUGUGUACCGCAUUGGUUCUUCCGUCGAAUUCGAUUGGUGUUCCGUUCGGGCCAUUCGCACGCUCCGCGAGUCUGGCUUCAAGACCAUCAUGGUGAACUAUAACCCUGAGACCGUCAGUACCGACUAUGAUGAAGCCGACAAGCUGUACUUCGAGAACAUCAACCUGGAAACCGUUCUGGACGUCUAUCAGAUGGAGGACGCAACCGGAGUGUUGGGAGCUAUGGGUGGCCAAACGCCCAACAACAUUGCCCUGCCCCUUCUUCGUGCUGGCGUCAGAGUUCUGGGUACUUCUCCUGAGAUGAUUGACACUGCCGAGAACCGCUACAAGUUCUCCCGCAUGCUUGACCGUAUCGGUGUUGACCAGCCGACUUGGAAGGAACUUACCAGCUUCGAGGAGGCGAAGGCUUUCUGCCAGAAGGUAUCGUAUCCGGUGCUUGUCAGACCUUCCUAUGUGCUUUCUGGCGCCGCCAUGAACACUGUCUACUCCGAGGCCGAUCUUGAGUCCUACCUUCAGCAGGCUGCCGAUGUCUCCCCUGAGCACCCUGUCGUCAUUACCAAGUACAUCGAGAACGCCAAGGAAAUCGAGAUGGACGCUGUGGCCAAGGACGGAAAGGUUGUUGGACACUUCAUUUCUGAACACGUCGAGAACGCCGGUGUUCACUCUGGUGAUGCAACCCUUAUCCUGCCGCCUCAGGAUCUGGAGCAGGCCACUAUUCAGCGCAUCGAGGAAGCCACUCGCAAGAUCGGUGCCGCUCUCAACGUUACCGGUCCCUUCAACAUCCAGUUCAUCGCCAAGGACAACGACAUUAAGGUGAUUGAGUGCAAUGUUCGCGCUUCGCGCUCUUUCCCCUUCGUCUCCAAGGUUAUGGGAGUUGAUCUUAUCGAGAUGGCCACCAAGGCUAUCAUGGGUCUGCCUUUCGUGGAGUAUCCUGCCAUCGAUCGUCCUUCUGGCGGUGUCGGUGUCAAGGUCCCCCAGUUCAGUUUCUCUCGUCUGUCUGGCGCCGACCCCGUCUUGGGUGUUGAGAUGGCUUCCACUGGUGAAGUUGCCUCCUUUGGUGUUGACAAGUACGAGGCCUACCUGAAGGCUUUGAUGUCCACCGGCUUCAAGGUUCCCAAGAAGAACAUCUUGCUCUCCAUCGGUUCAUACAAGGACAAGAAGGAGAUGCUGCCUUCUGUGGCCAAGCUUUCUCAGAUGGGCUACAAACUCUUCGCUACCGCCGGUACUGCUGAUUUCCUUCAAGAACACGACAUUCCCGUGCAGUUCUUGGAGGUUCUUGCCAAGGAGGAUGACCAGAAGUCCGAGUACUCCCUCACCCAGCACUUGGCUAACAACAUGAUCGACCUCUACAUCAACCUGCCCUCCAACAACAGGUACAGACGCCCUGCCAACUACAUCAGCAAGGGUUACCAGACACGUCGCAUGGCUGUUGAUUACCAGAUUCCCUUGGUCACCAACGUGAAGAACGCCAAGAUCCUUGUCGAGGCUAUCGCCAGGUACCGUGACAUGGAGAUCGGCGAGCGUGACUACCAGACCAGCCAUACCCCACUUCAGCUCUCUGGACAGGUCAACUUCACCCUUCAGGACUCGCUCUCCAGGCCUCACUCUUUCAAGAAGGCCCACGUUCUCUCCGUAGAGCAGUACACUCGCGCCGACUUGCAUCUCCUUUUCACUGUUGCCGAGGAGAUGCGCCUCAGUGUCCAGCGCGGAAACGUCAUGGACAUUCUUAAGGGACGCAUGCUUGCCACUCUCUUCUACGAGCCUUCCACCCGUACAUCGGCGUCUUUCGAGGCGGCCAUGAAGCGUCUGGGCGGUGAAGUCAUUUCCGUUGCUACGCAGCACUCCUCUGUUCAGAAGGGCGAGACUCUGCAGGACACGCUCCGUACUCUUGCCUGCUAUGCCGACGCCAUUGUUCUCCGCCAUCCCGACGAGACCUGCGUUGACGUUGCCAAGAAGUACAGCCCGGUGCCUGUUGUCAACGCUGGUAACGGAAGCAGGGAGCACCCCACCCAGGCUUUCUUGGAUCUCUUCACCGUCCGUGAGGAGCUGGGCACUGUCCAGGGCUUGACCUUCACGUUCGUCGGUGACCUUCGCUAUGGUAGACCUGUGCAUUCCCUGGUCUACUUGCUUCGUCACUACUCGGGAGUCAAGGUGCAGCUCGUCGCCCCCAAGGGACUUGAGUUGCCUACUGAUGUUCGUCAGCAACUGGUCAAGGCCGGCCAGCUGCUCUGCGAGUCUGAGACGUUGACCCCUGAGAUUCUCGGCAAGACCGAUGUCUUGUACUGCACUCGUGUGCAAAAGGAGAGGUUCCCGAGCGAGGCGGAGUAUGAGAAGGUGAAGGGUUCUUACCGCAUCGACAACCAGACCCUUAAGCACGCCAAGAGCAAGAUGGCUAUCAUGCACCCGCUCCCCAGAAACGAGGAGGUUGCUGAGGAGGUUGACUUCGACCAGCGGGCCGCAUACUUCAGACAGAUGAGAUAUGGUCUCUACUGCCGUAUGGCCCUCCUGGCGUUGGUCAUGUCUGGUUAGAAGAUGGUCGUUUCUCGAUUUACUUUUCAUUUAGGGUUUUCGGUGUUCCGGUGUAUAGACAAAAAGGGUAUAAUUUCCUUUGUCGUGUCUAUCUAACACAAGAAGAGUAAGAGAUAGAACGCGUAAACGAUUUAGGUAGACAUGUUCGUUUUCGCUUUUUUUCUUUUUCUCUCUCUUCAAAGUCCGCUUGAAGCGGCUAUGAUUUAAUGAUAUAAAUGGGUGUAAUGAUUUGUAUGAAUGAAUGUGAAUGAUGCGUAUGUUCGUUAUGUAUGUACACUGUUGAUCGGUGUGCGUGCGUUACGUGCGUUACGUUCGUUCGUUUCGUUCAUUCGUUAUGUAUACGUUAUGUACGUACGUUUAUUUCGUUUCUUUUUUUCUUUUUCUUUUUAUUUUAUUUUAUAUAUAUACGUUUGAUACGUAUCUUUUUGUAUUUAGUUUAGAUCUAAUGCCUAAUCUAAUUGAAUGACUCGCUACCAA
This is a messenger RNA of Neurospora tetrasperma FGSC 2508, 5976 nucleotides long. Its product is annotated as protein pyrABCN. Gene Ontology annotation, cellular component: cytoplasm; cytosol. The coding region runs from base 1 to 5499 and encodes 1832 amino acids. The record is from RefSeq and is a predicted model, not a curated record. The transcript has 3 exons. Gene Ontology annotation, biological process: 'de novo' pyrimidine nucleobase biosynthetic process; L-glutamine metabolic process; L-citrulline biosynthetic process. Gene Ontology annotation, molecular function: carbamoyl-phosphate synthase (glutamine-hydrolyzing) activity; aspartate carbamoyltransferase activity; amino acid binding. NCBI's taxonomy places the organism in Eukaryota, Fungi, Ascomycota, Sordariomycetes, Sordariales, Sordariaceae.